AUAAAAACAGUAAUUUCACAUGACUGAGCACUAAAACUGCUGGUGUACUGCUGCCUCCAUCAGAUAGCUUGUUUGUCUUAUUGUGUGACUUCAAUGUUUUAAAGGGUUAGUUCUAAUUCACCAAAGUCACACAAUAACACCAACAAACUACCAAUCAAGGCGGCGUUAGACCAGCAGCGUCUGUGUUUAUCUUCGUCAAUGGAUUCUGGCUUUGAAGAAAGCGUAGAUAAACUUCCCUAUCUGUUUAGUUCGUCACUGGAAAGGGCGGUCCGUUUGGGAAGUACUGAUCAUACGACUGGAUAAAGACAAUGCAUAUGCUUCAUGCGUUAUGUAUGACUUGUGAACGGAUGUUUCAAUAUAGUUUUGCUGUUGUUAAUCGCAGCCACCUACGACUUCAAUCCCUCAAGAAUUUUCUCUGUUUUGGGAUUAUUUGUUCACCGUCGAGGAAUGUGAGAAAAACAAAGGUUCCUUCACGAAGGCAGCGUUACACAGGGGAGCCUGCAGAGGAACCCGCUGGGUCAGCUCGUGACUUUCUUCCUGCUUGAAGGACCAAAAGCAGAGCUAAAUGCACCCGAGUGAUCCUGGAGAAGCGGAGAAGAGAGGCUAACUUUCCACCUUUGUUCUUGCCUUAUGAGAACACUCUGUGUGGACUCUGGCUCAGCUCGCCCUGUGCUGUUUAGUUACUGCAUGUACUCACUCUCAGGUGCGGGAAAAAGAGUGAAACACAAAGAGGAGAGAAGAAAGAGAUAAAGAGAGCAAGGGCUGCAUAAUUAGUAUUACCCAGUUUGUGUCAGAGCUAGAAACCAUGAGAAGAGACUUCUGAAGAACGACUGUGCUCUGAAAAACAUUGCGGCUAACCUUCAGGACAUUUGUAUGUGUGUGUGGGUGUAUGUGCACACACCUCUUUCAUUUUCAAAGGACUUGAAUUUGUAUUUGGAUGCGGAUUUAGCCUUUCAUUAUGACUCUGCGAGGAGGCUUUGAGAGAGCGUGGAUUGGCUGCAACAGAGGUGUCUGCUGCUGGGCGCUGCUGCUGCUGCUGGCUUGUUAUUUCUCGAUCGCCUUGGCAGCCAAGCCCAAAAUGCCAGGCCACACACACCUCAAUUCAAUACGCAUUGAUGGGGACAUAUCUCUGGGUGGGCUGUUUCCAGUGCAUGCAAGGGGAAACGACGGCAAAGCCUGUGGGGAGCUGAAGAAGGAGAAAGGGAUCCAUAGGCUGGAGGCCAUGUUAUUUGCCCUGGAUCGUAUCAAUAAUGACAAUGAGCUGCUGCCUAAUAUCACUCUGGGGGCGCGCAUCCUGGACACCUGCUCCCGGGACACCCAUGCACUGGAGCAGUCACUGACAUUCGUUCAGGCGCUGAUUGAGAAGGACUCAACUGAUGUCAAGUGUCUCAGCGGAGGGCCGCCCAUCAUCACUAAGCCUGAGAGAGUGGUGGGAGUGAUUGGUGCGUCUGCCAGCUCCGUGUCAAUCAUGGUAGCCAACAUUUUGCGUCUCUUCAAGAUCCCUCAGGUGAGCUACGCCUCAACAGCUCCGGAGCUGAGUGAUAACACCCGCUAUGACUUCUUCUCCCGCGUGGUGCCCCCAGACACGUACCAGGCCCAGGCUAUGGUGGACAUUGUCAAAGCCAUGCGCUGGAACUACGUCUCCACUGUAGCCUCCGAGGGAAACUAUGGGGAGAGCGGCGUUGAUGCGUUUAUUCAGAAGUCUCGAGAGGACGGUGGUCUCUGCAUUUCCCAGUCUGUGAAAAUACCACGUGAACCUAAAGCUGGAGAGUUUGACAAGAUCAUUCGCAGGCUGAGUGAGAAUCCCAACGCCCGAGUGGUCAUUAUCUUUGCCAAUGAGGAUGACAUCAGGCGUCUCCUUCAAGCGGCUAAGAAGGCCAAUCAAACUGGCCAUUUCAUCUGGGUUGGUUCAGACAGCUGGGGCUCAAAAAUCUCCCCGAUACUGAACCAGGAAGAGAUGGCAGAAGGCGCUGUCACCAUCCUCCCCAAACGACAGUCCAUCAAAGGAUUCGAUCGCUACUUCAUCAGCCGAACGCUCGAGAACAACAGGAGGAAUAUUUGGUUUGCAGAGUUCUGGGAGAAUAACUUCCAAUGCAAGCUCAGUCGACACGCUGUGAAGAAAGGAUCUGGCAUCAAAAAAUGCACAAACCACGAGCGAAUCGGGAAAGACUCAUCCUACGAACAAGAGGGGAAGGUCCAGUUUGUGAUUGACGCAGUUUACGCCAUGGCUCAUGCUCUACAUAACAUGCACAAAGAUCUCUGCCCUGGGAAAGUUGGCCUCUGCUCCAAGAUGGAAACCAUAAAUGGCACACUGCUGCUCAAGUACAUCCGCAAUGUUAACUUCACAGGGAUUGCUGGCACCCCGGUGGUCUUCAACGUGAACGGAGAUGCUCCAGGUCGCUACGAAAUCUACCAGUACCAGAUCACAAAUACCACAACAGAGUACAAGAUCAUUGGCCACUGGACGGAUCAACUCCACUUAGAUACCACUGAAAUGCAGUGGCCUGGUGCAACACAAGAAGUCCCGUCCUCUAUAUGCAGCCAACCCUGCCGCCCUGGUCAGCGAAAGAAGACAGUGAAGGGAAUUCCAUGUUGUUGGCACUGCGAGAAUUGUGAUGGUUACCAGUAUCAGGCAGACACUUACACCUGCAAGAUGUGUCGCUUUGAUCUGCGGCCCAAUGCGAACCACACUGGCUGUGAUCCCAUUCCCAUUGUCAAGCUGGAGUGGAGCUCUCCGUGGGCAGUCAUCCCCGUUCUUAUCGCUGUCCUGGGUAUCAUGGCCACUCUGUUUGUGGUCGUCACCUUUAUACGCUACAAUGACACACCCAUUGUUAAGGCGUCAGGUCGAGAGCUGAGCUAUGUGCUGCUGACUGGCAUCUUUCUCUGCUAUGCUACAACAUUCCUCAUGAUCUCCACCCCUGAUGUGGUAAUAUGCUCCCUGCGAAGGAUUUUCCUGGGCCUGGGUAUGAGUAUAAGCUAUGCAGCGCUGCUGACCAAGACAAAUCGGAUCUACAGGAUUUUUGAGCAGGGCAAGAUGUCGGUCAGUGCCCCUCGAUUCAUCUCCCCAGCCUCCCAGUUAGUCAUCACGUUCAGCCUGAUAUCACUGCAGCUCCUCGGAGUGUGCAUCUGGUUUGGCGUUGACCCAUCGCAAGCCAUCAUCGACUACGAGGAUCAGCGUACGGCUAAUCCCAAAUUGGCCCGAGGUGUUCUGAAAUGUGAUAUAUCAGACCUCUCCCUCAUCUGUCUGCUGGGUUAUAGCAUGCUGCUGAUGGUCACCUGCACAGUUUACGCCAUCAAGACCAGAGGUGUCCCCGAGACAUUCAACGAGGCCAAACCCAUCGGCUUCACCAUGUACACCACCUGCAUUGUAUGGCUUGCCUUCAUCCCCAUCUUCUUUGGGACCUCACAAUCAGCAGAAAAGAUGUAUAUCCAGACCACAACCCUGACCAUCUCUGUAAGCCUGAGUGCGUCAGUCUCUCUGGGAAUGCUCUACAUGCCUAAGGUCUACGUGGUUCUCUUCCAUCCAGAGCAGAACGUACCCAAGCGCAAGCGCAGCCUGAAAGCUGUGGUCACUGCAGCCACCAUGUCCAACAAGUUCAACCCUAAAGGAGGCCUGAGGCCCAACGGAGAGGCCAAGUCUGAACUCUGUGAAAGUCUUGAAACACAAGUGUUGGCUUCCAAGCAGACAUACAUAAGCUACAGUAACCAUGCCAUCUAAGCCAGAGACGAACAGUGGAAGCGGAGCCAGCGCCUGCCUGAGGAGAAAUCACCUGAUUCUGGGGAAUACUGGGGGAAAUACUGGAGGACUUCCAAGCUGCUACAGCGGAGAGGACUGGGGUGGAAAGAUGGGAAUUUGUCACUCCAUGAAAAGAAAGGAUGUCAUAUUUUUCUAGAGAAUCAGGUAAAGGCUCAAACGCCAAAUUUAUGAGAAAUUUGAAGAGAGGGAGGGAGAUGGGAGAUGUAAGGAGAUUGGACAGUUAAUUUUCCUCUUCCCACCCUUUCUGAGACGCGAGUGAGCAUUGAGCAGUGACGUUUCCAGAUGCAGGCUGAGCGAACCACCUGGAGUCUACAGUAUGUUUUCCUUCUGAAGUGUAAAGCACACAAUUUCAGAUCUCUCUGAGGCUGAACCGUUUGUCUCAUUUCAACAAAAAAAAAAAACAAAACAAAACAAAACAAAAAAAAAAACCCAGGGGGAAAAGUGUUCUGUUUGCGCUCAAGUCAAAUGCAGUCGACAAGAUGAAGCAGUAUAAAAAUAUAGUCAUUAUUUUUUUGGUUACUGGUAUUAUUGGGGUUGAAAGCUGCAGUACUCUUCAAACUGUACAUGCCUUACUACAGUACAUUCAGUAUUCCUACAUGAACUAACCAUAUCUGAAACACCUGAAAACAAAGCAGGGGGUCAUCCCAGGUUUUUUUUUUAAUAAAUGUUUCAUAAUGAUGAUGAUGAUGAUGAUGGUGAUGAUGAUGAUGAUGAUGCCGUCAUCUUGGCAAACCUAGUGUACAGUCCCAGAGCAUGCUUGUGGGAGCAUCACAUGUACUGUGCUGUGUUGUCAACGUCUUUGGAAUGCAACAUUUGUCAUGGUUGUCAUUCACAGUGGAGAUGUCAUUUUGGACCAUUACCCGCUGGCUUACCCUCUGCUGGAUAAAGACUAUUUUCUCAAACACAAAAAUUAGCAAAUCUAAAAAGCAAAUUGCCAUGUAAUACCGUCAUAGUUUAUGCCACACUCCAUAAAUGUCAGCCAGGACUUUAAAGACUUGUUGAAGCGUACUUUAAAAACAUCCCAGAUUUAUUGGCCUUUAUUUAUCACGCUCUUGUUCAAGCCUUUCAGGUUCAAAUUACCCGAUUUGUUUAACUUCCAUCGCAGCUAACAUUACAGGUACACCUCUUGAGACAAUAAUAACACACUUGCAUUUGAUAUUCCCUCCAAUAAAUUAUAUUUUUACUUCCAUAUUAUCCUGUGUUUUCUAUAUUUGUGUAUUUCAAUGUUUAGUGAUAUAGAAUUUGAAACAUAUUCUUAAUUUUUAUAGCAGGUGAGCUUGAAUAAUAGCAUAUUUUGUCCCUAAACACUUGAUUUGUGAAGGAGUAAAACAGCACAUUAGAUAUAUCAUGUUUAAAGCCCAAUAUGAUAGAUUACAUUGGACAGUAUUACAUCUCUUGUGAUUUAUGAUAGAUGCACAGGUAAUUUAGGAUCCUUGCAAAGGAUUUUUUUUUACCCUUUUCUGGGUCAUGAAUUUUGAGGCUACAGUGGAAAUGAUUAAUGAGAGUUUUAAUAGUAUUUUGGGUACAAAAUUAGGCUCAUGCAGCUACUCAGUAGAAGGCCCAUUUGAAGAAGGUGCAAGCUCAGUUCCAUCAAACAGCAUAAAUGUUCAAAGAUAAUUAGGUGGAUGGUAUGCAUAGCACUCCCGAAAGGAGUGUUUUACCUUUCAACAGACCCAAUACAGCCUUUUUAGGGUUUAUAGCUCCGCUUAAAUAUUCUCCACAAUCCCAGAGAACAGUAUCAUGUUAACUGUCAGAUUUUCACAUAUAAAUACAUUAAAGGUCCAGUGUGUAGGAUUAAGGGGGAUAUAUUGGCAAAAACAGAAUAUUAUAUUCAUAACUAAGUAUUCAUUUGUAUAGGAAUUGCUGUUUUUUUUUUUGUUUUUUUUGUUACCUUAGAAUGAGCCGUUCAUACUUACAUUUGGAGAUCCGCCAUUUUGUUUCCAUAGGCCUAGAUUUAAGGGGGAAAGAGGGGACACAUCCCCUUCAACAUGUGCAUUCGUUCUCCCCAAUAAAGAAAUUAAAAUAGCAGAUUACUUUUAUCUUGUCAAAAAGUAAGACAUUUUGACUUUAAAUUUAAGCAGAAAUAGCACAAAUUGGUGCAUAAACAUUCGCCAGAAUUCAGGAAAUUAAGUGUCUGAUGAUAAAAAUUUCCUGGGGGAGGACCCCCAACCCACCAUUUUACAUGUGUCCUCCCUAAUGUUGAUACGAAACCUACACUCUUGGUUGUUUCUAGCCCAGAACGGACGAACCCAACACUGGCUGAGUAGGGCAGUUUGCAUUGUUGUAUCUGCCACCAUAGCUCUCCUACAAGAUUGGCACAUGGGAGGAGUUUCAGUUGGUUAAAAUCUGCAAUCUCACCACUGGAUGCCAUUAAGUCCUACACACCAGGGGCGUCCGGUGGCCCAGUGGGUAGAGUAGGCGUCCCAUGUACAAAGGCAGACUUGCUGCAGCGACCAUGGGUUCGAUUUCAGCCCACAGCCGUUUGCUACAUGUCGUCCCCUCCGUCUCGCCCUGUUUCAUGCUUAAUACCCCCCAAAAAUCCUACACACUAGACCUUUAAAUAGUUGUUUAAUUCAGCCGAACUAUCAAUCAAUCUAAUAUCACAAUAAGUUUGGACAAAUACUUCAAUAUCAAUAUUGUAGGGUCAUAAAAUAUUUGAAAUAUUUGAUAAACAAAAAAAAACAUCAAUACUGUGGAUAGAGUAAAGGCAAAUAAUAGAACAGCUAGAACGGUCUGGUAAGUUCAGAAAAUUACAUCACUUUACUGCAAUAUAGCCUUAAAAACCAGGAAAAGACAACACUUACAGUAUGAGAGUAUCCAAAAUCUAAGACCAUAUCUUGUCUCCUAUCAUUUUAUCUAUAUAUUCCCAAAUUCUAGGCCGAAACAAACUUUGUUGCCGUUAACUUGCAUCCCACUAAGUAUUAACACUAAUGACUGCAGCUUUAAUCACACACAAAUUGAUUUUCAGAGUAAUAUCGACAACCUCUCAUUUCCAGAUGAAACAUCGGGUGUACAUCUGCUUGAUAAAUAAAGGCCAGUGCCUUCAUUCUGUGCCUCAUACCCAUUAAACUACUCCUGCCAUCCUUCCAGUGGAUCUUUGAUGGUGUUGUUUACGUUGCAUCCAUUACCUUUCAAGUGUACUCUGAUCAAUCACGAGGAAGAGAGGACUCAAUGUACAAUUUAUAAUUAAGUGUGUAAACUCCAUCUCUGUCUCCAGUCUCUAAAGUAUUUGUCAUAAGCAGUAACUCUGGAGUUUGUCUCAUUAAAUGUUAUCCUCAGCGAUGCAAAAAUAUGUAUGUUGCAUGUCAAAACUCAUAACAAGUCAUGUGAACAAUUUGAGAGAGAGAAGUGUAAUGUCCAGAAGGAAAACUACUGCAGAGGAUUAUAAAUAACUAAUAUUUUUUGGUUUAAUCAAUGAUUCUCUCAGAUUCAACAAAAGUCUAGGGUGUUGCCGCAAAUGUUGUUUUUUCAUCAGUUGAUAAAGUAUCGUUUGUGGGAUUGUUUGUGUUUGUGAAUAUGAUAAUUUACUGCUUUUUCUUUUUUGCCACAACCCCCCCUCCCUCCCCUUUAUUUUUCUAAAAAACACUUUGUCUGUGUUACAAAAUAGAAAUAUGUAAGUGCUGACUGAAAUUAAGUGGCAAGUUAAUGUACGUUAUUAAAAUGGAUUGAUCAUGUCUGCUUUAUGUACUGAA
This is a messenger RNA of Epinephelus fuscoguttatus (brown-marbled grouper), 7449 nucleotides long. Its product is annotated as metabotropic glutamate receptor 4-like. The transcript has 11 exons. Gene Ontology annotation, biological process: G protein-coupled glutamate receptor signaling pathway; regulation of synaptic transmission, glutamatergic. Lineage: Eukaryota; Metazoa; Chordata; Actinopteri; Perciformes; Serranidae. Bases 959 to 3718 code for a protein of 919 amino acids. Gene Ontology annotation, molecular function: adenylate cyclase inhibiting G protein-coupled glutamate receptor activity. The record is from RefSeq and is a predicted model, not a curated record. Gene Ontology annotation, cellular component: membrane.